UGUUCUAUUAUCAUUCUGCUCUACUUGCUUAACUUGCUGAAUUCUAAACAGAAAUUUCCCAAAUUUCAACUCUAAUUCAAUCAUGCCUGCCGCUACUCCCAAGAAAGCCGCAACCCCCAAGAAGGCAGCAGCUGCCAAGACAGCAUCGCACCCACACUUCGCCUCGAUGAUCAAGAAGGCAGUGAAAGAACUGAACGAGAAGGGGGGCUCGAGCAAAGCUGCCAUCAUGAAAUACAUCAACGCCAACUACAAAGUGGACGAGAAGGCCGCCAACCAUGUCAAAACCGCCCUUCGAAGAAUGAUCUCCAAAAAAGAACUGGUCCACGCUUCAACAAAGAGCCACGGAGCCAGCGGAAGCUUCAAAUUGCCAUCGAAAGAGCCGGCAGCAAAGAAGCCAGCCAAGAAGACUAGCCCGAAAAAGAAGUCUCCAGUCAAAAAAGCCCUAGCCUCGCCAAAACCCGCAGCAGCAAAGAAGGCCACAACACCGAAGAAAGCAAAGAGUCCGGCUAAACCCAAGGCCAAGAAGUCUCCAGCCAAGAAAGCAGCUGGUAAGAAGCCAGCCAAGAAGUGAAGAGAGAAUCUUUUGAAGAACUCCAUCUCGCAAUAUUAGAAACUCGCUAUUUAGCUGAACUGAGAUUUAAUUUUCUAUUUCUCAUUGUUGAUUAUUUGUUUUAGACUGAUUAGUCUCUAAACUAUUAUUUGUAUAAUGCUUCUUUGAAUUAAAAUAAAAUGAAAUGA
Symsagittifera roscoffensis is the source of this 738-nucleotide messenger RNA. Its product is annotated as histone 24-like. Gene Ontology annotation, molecular function: structural constituent of chromatin; nucleosomal DNA binding; double-stranded DNA binding. Lineage: Eukaryota; Metazoa; Xenacoelomorpha; Acoela; Convolutidae. The coding region runs from base 83 to 571 and encodes 162 amino acids. The transcript has a single exon. Gene Ontology annotation, cellular component: nucleus; nucleosome. The record is from RefSeq and is a predicted model, not a curated record. Gene Ontology annotation, biological process: nucleosome assembly; negative regulation of DNA recombination; chromosome condensation.